Molecule: messenger RNA, 5809 nt
Organism: Melanotaenia boesemani (Boeseman's rainbowfish)
Lineage: Eukaryota; Metazoa; Chordata; Actinopteri; Atheriniformes; Melanotaeniidae
Gene: spata2
Product: spermatogenesis associated 2
Exons: 3
Coding region: 552-2258 (568 amino acids)
Biological process (GO): protein K63-linked deubiquitination; regulation of tumor necrosis factor-mediated signaling pathway; protein linear deubiquitination
Cellular component (GO): cytoplasm
Molecular function (GO): heme binding
Source: RefSeq, a predicted model, not a curated record
UUGAAGGGAAUUUUCAACAGCUGAGGAGGCGUAGCUAGCUAUGGCUAGCACUUGUUAAAGCUUGGAGAUGGCUGAGAAGAAUCAAGAAUCACCCUGAAUGUGUCUUCUAGAUGAGUGACCUUGAACUUUAUUCAUGCUGAAGCCAAGGAACUGAAUAGAUUCAACUCUGCAUUAACAGAAAGCAAAGCAAGAGCUCCUCUUGACUUCAUCUUGCAUGACAUAGUCCUGUUUGUCUGGAAACAAGUUAGGCUUUGAGCCAAUACCAGAGAUGCCUGUACUAAGUCAUCCAUACAGGCUGAUGCCUAUCAAACCCAACUGAACCACCAGACAACUGCAUUUCUUGUUCAAAGGAUGUGCCACUGAGUGGACUUAAAGUCUCUCUCCUCUCCCAUCUCUCCUAAACAUUGAAACUGAGUUUGUGUGGGGGGUGAAGAGUUAAUAAUGGUGAUGAAAAAUGGUGCUUGAAUGUGGCAUCCUGGUGCAAGGUGUGCCUAAAGGCGGGAGGCGCUCUCAGAAAAGUAUAACAGCUGACUGAUAGUCUGUUUCCAAUAAUGGAUGCUAAGUUAAAAGAGGACCUUUUUCGGAGGUAUGUCACAGCACUGGAGAGACGUCUGGAGGAGGGGGGUGAAUAUACAGGGACUGGAACCACACCAGAGGGAGACAAAAGCAAACACAAGGACAGUGAGGCCCUGCUCUCAACCGCAACAGCUCUGCUUGGAGCCUACCAGCCAGAUCCUGGACAGCGAUUUCGCAUGGUGCGUUUCUAUGAGAUGGUGGAGAACUCGCUUCGCUGCCAGAGAGGAGCCAACAUUAAGGUCCUGGAGAGAGCCUUUCACACCCUGGAAACCAUCUGCACUAACCUCUUGCUCUUUCCUUGGAAGAAGGAGUUCCGAUGUAUAAAAACCUUCACUGGGCCAUACGUGUACCAUCUGCAGUCUGCCAUUUCUGAUGCUGAACUCCACACUCUGAUGCGCACCAUCGGAUAUGCCUGUGACCAUGAUUCGCAGUUCUAUUUACAGGAGCACCCAGGGGGUGCAAAUCAUCUCCGGGAGUUGGCGUUUGAGCUCUUCCUGGCCCAGGCAGAGUGUCGUCUUCUGGGGGAGAUAGUGGCUCUGGCUCGUGGUUCAGCCUCAGAGCUGGAAGCUGUGGAACUUCGCAGAGGUUGCAGAGAUGAUGCAGCAGGCUGUGCUGAGGCACUCCGCAGACGCGACAGCCUUGGGGCAGAUAUGGCUCGGCUUUCUGUGCGGCCGUUGGAAAUAGAGAGGCCUUAUGCCCAUCACCUGAGGCGAGGUAGCCGUCCAUCCAAGUCUGUGGAUGUUACAGAUGGAGCUGGUCACUGGCACGCAGCUGUUAGCAAGCCUAUUUUGAAGGCCUCAUUGAGUCUAAGGAAGGAACCUCUGUUUGUGGAUGCAGAGGAGGAUAUGAAGGAUGAGAUCAUCAGGCCCAGCACGUCGGCGUCUUUUUUCUCUGUUGCGGCCCCACCUUCAUAUAGCCCUGUUGCAGACUUUUUCCCAAUUCAGUCACCUCCCCCAGCUGAUCCUUACGCAUCAUACCAUCUGUCCUCUUUGGAUGAGAUCGACUUGUACACAGAACGAGGUGGUGCUGGGACAGGAGGAAGGCAAACUCCAUCUCGACCUCCAUCCAGAGAGCCUCGAGAUGCAAGGGAUGGAUGGUUGCUCAAAGCUCAUGGUAGUGUGAAGUGUCAGGGCUGUGGGCUGGGCUGCUCCUCAAUGGCCUCCUGUCAAAGAUGUGACAUGAUUCUUUGUUCUGCCUGUCAUGAUGUAGACCCCUCCCCUUGCUGUGGGCUCCAGGACUACCAUCCCAAAUCCCCACGACCCCUUGACGGAUACAUUCCUGUCAAGGAAAAGCUCUCUGUUUACUCUAAUACUCAUUCUCAUUCCCAUCUCCAUCCACACCCUUUAACACUGACCCACUCACAUUCCCAUCCUCACCCUCACCCCCAGAUGGUGGAGAAACCCCUCAUGUCCACCAAGCUGUUUCCAAGCAAGUCUGUUGCCUUGACAACACCAAAAGGAGGGAGCAGUGAGCGAUUGAAUAUGGGGGGACCACGAUGUGGGUUUUGCAACAAGCCAGGUGCAUCACAUACCUGUGUGAACUGCUCUAAGGUGUCAUGUGACUCGUGCAUGGGCUUGUAUGCAAAAGAUAUGUGCACGCGAAAGAAUCCUCAGCACAGCUUUGUGCCAAACCAUCAGCUCAACUUUAAAUCUGGCACCAUAACACAUCUGGUGUACCGAUGAAUCAGGCAGACUACACUCCCUUCCCUCCUCUUCCAGCUCGCCUCUCUUAACCUGCAAUGUAGUAUUGCUAAAGCAUUCUUUACGCUUAAAACGUUUAUUUACUAUCUCUACCUUUUACCUGAUACUCUAUAACCCUCUCUUGUACAUUUUAUUUAUCCUUUCAGUAGGGCCAUGAAAUGCACAUGCCACAGAGAGCCAUAUCAUCUGCCCAUCUUUCUGCCUUGUACAACUUCAGGUCUUUUUUAUUUUUAUGUUUUUCAUUGCUAUCUGCUUUUGAGUAGUCAUGUGAUGUUGUAGCACAGGGCUGCUUAAUUUCGUCCCACAAAGGCCGCAGCCCGGGAGAUUUUUAAUGAAUCCCUGCUCCAACAUUCCUGACUCAAAUUAAUGAGUCAUUGUGCAGAACCUCAUGAGCUGUUGGAUCCAUUUCAUUUAGGUCAGGUGUGUUACAGCAGGAAAACCUACAAGACUGCAGCCCUUGUGGAACCAAACUGAGUAGCCCUGUUGUAGCGCUUCCCACCCUCCUCAAAAUACAUUCAUACUCUAGAUAUAUAUAUACAUGUAUGUGGGUAUGUAGCAAAGACAUUUGAGUUUGCAUUGUGAUAGUGGAGAUUUUUUUAAACUUGAAAAAAAAUGUAGGGGAAGAAGAAAAAACACUGGAAGUCAAAUAAGUGAAUAGUAUAUAUUUUUAAUCUCUUCUCAAGAACAAUGUGAGACUGUUAAAUAGGCACUAGGUCUGGCAUUGAGAUUAUUUGGGUAUACAUUUUCUGUAUGUGGGUGUGGGGUGGGAGAUAUCUCAAAGGGACACAGUGAGAGAGUGGUCAUUUCCAUAUGUUGUAUUUAAAAAAAAGAUUAUGCCUUGUAAAUUAACCCUGAAUGGUCUUGGCUAAGGUUUAAAUGCUGCUGUUGACGUUGAAGAUGUGUGACGUUGAUUUCUUUCUGAUAGUUUUCUCAGUUCCCAGCCUCCGUUUUCAUUACACCCCUCAAGCCUUCAUGGUGUGGUUAUUCAUUGAUCUGGUGCUUUCACACCUGAUCAGUGGGUCCCUGUGAGUCUCAGGUGGGGGUCACCAGAAGUCUCAUGUUGGGUUACUAAUAAAGUGACUACAGAACACAUGAACUUACUGAUUGGUUUAAGGCUGUAUAAAAGUUUAUAUUCUAACAUAGUUUCUGUCUACCUCAAAUGGCAUUUGCAUAUAUACUCAGUUUGACUUUGUGGUUUCAAACUAGCCCCUAUAACAAAAAGUCAGUUUACUGAACAAGGUUUCUGUAAUUUGUAACUUGUCUAUUAGCCAAGUAAAAACCAUCCCCUUAUAAUAUUUAGCCAGUCUGCCACUUUUGGAGGUUUACUUUCUGAGGUAUUCCUGGCAUCCACACAUUUCAGAAGGCGUUCUUGUAACUGGUUACAGUUUCUGUAUAUGGAGAAAUCGCCUGCAAGUCCUAUUACUGUUUGUAACUGUUAUCUCUUAAUUUUGGCGUGCGAAUAAGAGCUUGUUGUGCUUUUUCUUUCCUUAAUGUACAAAUAUACUUUCAGGAAUGAGUUUUAUGGUCACUUUGAGCCUCUAUUAUGUGCUACUGUACUGGGUUGUUUUAUCUUGUUGGCAGAAGACAAACUACUUAAUUUUCAGUCCAGUACAUUUACAUGCACAGUUAUGUAAAGUUAUGCUCCAAUCUUGACUUGGGCUUUUAAUUAGACAACUCUCAGAUGUGAAGGGGAUCUGUUUAUUGACCAAGGUGUGUUCAGUGUCAUGAUGCUUUGGGAAUUUUUGUAAAAACAUUCAGCUUAUUCUGCUCCUUCUAACUUUAAUGUGUGAGAGCAGUGAUAUUGUGCAAAUAUAGCUGAAAUUAUUGAUUGAUUUAUUUUGAGCAUUCAAAAGUAUGUUCUACUUUACUUGUAGACAUAUUUACUGCAUAGUUGUUGUUUUAAGUUACCUGAAUGAUUUUGUCACAUCACAACAUGGUUAGCAGGUAUUUUGGUGUGUAGAUGUGCCGAGCAGCAGUCUUGAAAUGCUUUAAUUGACCAUGUGUUAACAUGUGGUCUUAAUGGGCUGCCUUUCACGCACAAAUUCUGAUGUGAUUAGCCAUCUGGUUAAAAAAAAAUAUAUAUAUGAAUUUGACAAUAUUAAAAUACUCUACAGUUUUUACACUAUUUACAUACUUUAUAAUUUGUGGUUAUUCUGUUUUUACUGGCUACUUCUGUGAACUGGCCAGUUUGCAUCUAGCUGUGAAUAUACAUGAAGUAAUUUGACUUCCUAUCAUAAUCUGUCCAUUUUUAGAAGUAAAAUUUCAUAUUUUUAGUCUGACUAACAUUGCUUACAUGUAUUUUAAAAGGCUGGUUUUGGCUGUUUUCUUUUUUCUUUUUUACUGUCAUGUAAAUGCACUGACUGACAGGCACACGGCUUAUGAGAUUACUUGAAAAUUGAUAGCGCUCUUUCCAUGGCUUGUUAAAUAUUUGCAGCUGUGCAGUUGAGGUUUGGAUCAAAUAGCUGGCGUAUAACUUCUAACAGGGAUUUCACCUGCAUGCACAGUACCAUUAUUGCAAGUUUGGAGUGACUGAAGCUCUCAGAACUUCUCAGCUAGUUAGAAUUAAUUGCAUAUUUUAAGACACCUAAAUCUGUUAUAGCUGUGUGUUGGAGGUGGUAUAUUAUUGAAUUACAUUUGUUCAUUAGUAUACUUUAAAACUGCCAUCCAACAAAUUUGAUGUAUACUCUGCUUUCACUCUGCUUGCAUUUAAACCUGAUACCCAUACAUUUAGUGGGUACCUUGAGUGUUUUGACUUUCAUUCUCCAGAUAAGAGAACUAUUUUAUAUUGCCAUCGAUAGUCACCAAGGGCUAAUUUUAAAUCACUUUUUUUUGGUUUGUUUAAAGCGCAAGUUUGGUUUAUUUUGACAGAUUACUUGGGCAACUGUAGCCUUUAUGUUCUGUCAGGAAUAACCUCUAAAUGCCUUAAAUUGCAGAGUAUUUGUUUGUCAUUUACCCCGUUAUGUGUCUUAAGAACAUGUAGAUUCAACAUUAACAUGUGCUUGCCAGGCUUCCCAAGCUGAAUUCGAUCAUGUGGUAGUUGAGGAUUAAUUAUUAUUUUUUCUUUUCUUUUUUUUUUAUCAAGUUUGGUAUGUAUUCUGGUUUGCUAACAGGUAUUACCUAAAGUGAUACUGGUUUUAGAAAGCUAUAUAUAUAUAUAUAUAUAUAUAUAUAUAUAUAUAGUACUCCUUUUCAUUCCUUCCCCUCAAACUUUAAAUCUGUAUUUUAUGUCUUAAUCUUGUUAAAACUUAAAAAAAGGGAUGUUUUGAUACCAACUUGAUGUAGUUUGGAGAUUCUUUGACAGAUGUUCUUGGUCAACAUUAAUUCAUUUGCGUGUCAAAGAGACUUUAAUGACUUAAAGGGAGAUGUGCAAUUUUUCCAUUUAACAAAGCCUUUCUAAAUAUUUUGAUUAUAUAUCUUAGAUGUAUUUCAGUUUGAAAAUCAUACCAGCAACAAAGAUGACUUGUAGAAGUAUUGAGCCAUGUUGCAAGAGUGAUCAUAUUGCCAAAUGAAGAACAAAUAUCUCUGGAGUAGAA